This is a messenger RNA of Limulus polyphemus (Atlantic horseshoe crab), 321 nucleotides long. RefSeq names its product C-reactive protein 1.4-like. The transcript has a single exon. Lineage: Eukaryota; Metazoa; Arthropoda; Merostomata; Xiphosura; Limulidae. Bases 1 to 321 code for a protein of 106 amino acids. The record is from RefSeq and is a predicted model, not a curated record.
AUGUAUGUUGACGGAAGUAAAUGUUCAGAGAGUAAAAUCAAAGUAGGAGUCGGUGUAGAAAUUCGCCGUGAUGGGUCUGCUGUUAUUGGACAAGAACAAGACAAAAUUGGUGGUGGUUUCGAUUCAAAACAAGCUUGGCAUGGGGAACUAAGUGAUCUGCAACUCUGGAGUGAGCCACUAUGUUCAACUCAGAUAUAUAGGCUUUUUCGUCGUGAUUCUAACCAAGUUGGUUCCGUUAUUAGUUGGAUGCAGAGUUCAAUCGUAGCAAAUGGGGUUGUUUUCUCGGGAAGUAAUGAAUGUAAUGACUUAAAAGAAGUGUAA